AUGUCAAACUACAUGAGUAGUGCCUCCACUAGGAAAUCCGAUGACAAGUAUGACGAUGAACUGACCGAUAGAGUCGAUACCAAAAGGAAAAUAAGAAACGCAAGUGAGAAGAAUCGCAGGGAUCAAUUUAACAACUUAAUCAAUGAAUUAAAUCGUAUGUUGUCUACAACCAAUAGAAAAAUGGACAAGUCCACUGUUUUGAAAACAACCAUAAAUUAUUUGAACAAACAGAAAGAUAUAUUAUUGAAAUCAAAAGUACAUGAAAUAGACAAUGAUUGGAAGCCAGCAUUUCUAUUAAAUGAAGAAUUCACACAUAUAAUUUUAGAAGCUUUGGAUGGAUUCAUGAUAGUAUUUACAUCAUUGGGAAAGAUCCUCCAUGCAUCAGAAACUGUCACUGCUCUCCUUGGUUAUCUUCCGGAAACCAUGGAAAAUUUAUCAAUAUUUAAAAUAAUUCAUGAAGCCGAUCAUUCGUUAUUACAAGAUCGAAUUGUAGAGUCCAGGCUUUCAAAGAAUUAUGAUAAUGAUCAAAUUGUAUUUUCUUGUCAUUGUAAGAGACAUGACCCAUUUAAAGAUAAAGAAGAAAAAAAUGAAAAAAAUGAAUUUGAAUUAGUGCAAUUUUUUGGUUACUUUCAACCAAGUAGUGAAAUUUAUCAUGGGGAAAAUCUUAGAAUUUCGUCUCCAUUUAGCAGUGAAGAAGAUGACCAAAAUCUAGUAUUUGUUGGUAUUGGCCGAAUUAUGACUCCACAGUUAUUAAAAGAACUACCGGUCAUGGAGGAUAUAAAAAGUGAAUUCACCUCAAGACACAGUUUAGAAUGGAAAUUUUUAUUUCUCGAUCAUAGAGGUCCUUCAAUUAUUGGGUAUAUGCCGUUUGAAGUACUGGGAACAUCUGGUUAUGAGUAUUACCAUAUUGAUGACUUAGAAGAUGUAAUAUUAUCACACCAAGCACUUAUGCUGAAAGGUGAAGGAACAUCAUGUUAUUAUCGGUUUCUAACCAAAGGCCAACAAUGGAUAUGGUUACAAUCAAGAUAUUAUAUUAGUUACCACCAAUGGAACUCAAAACCCGAAUUCAUUGUUUGUCAUCAUCAAGUGAUCAAUUAUUUUAAUGUUAUUAAAAAAGAGGGUGAGACUAACGAAGGAAAAAAAAAUAGUAAAAAAAGAUUAUGCCACAUUCCUUUAAAUGAAAUUGAACAUCAAUCAUCAAAUAGUGAUUAUGAUUCAUAUCAAAAGAGACAUUAUGAUCAACCAAGUACAGACUCACCAAAAAUGAAAAUUAGAUCAAUUGAAGAUAUUCGAAAUUCUAAUUCUGAAGUUGAGUCAUUGACAUUGGUAGAAAGUAAACGUGAUGUUACUGAAACAUUCAACAAUUAUUUAGAAAAUGCACAAUCUUCAGUAAAGUUACCUGCAGGCUCAGUUUCACCAUCACAGGAAAAUCUUAUUCAAGAUCAAUUACAACGUAAACAAGAGGAGUUACAAAAAACUAUUGUCAAACAACAGGAAGAACUAAAGAAAAUUACUAAACAAUUAUUAAUGGCUCGAUGUGGAAUUUUGCCUACAUUUAUGGACGAUUCUUUACAAACAUCCACACAGACUUCGGAGCAAACAACUCAACCAGAGACCUCUACCAACCAAAUAAUUUGUUCCAAUACUACUGGAGAACUUUUUGAAACGCGUCCAUUAAUAUCUUCUGAUGUCUUAUUAUUACACGAACGAAAUGAACAAGUUAUGCAGCAUUCCUAUUCAUCAAAUAUAGUACAGAAUAUGGUCGAUGAGGGAGGAGGACAAUUGGAUUAUAGUUUUAGUAAUCAGUCUAAUGAUGUUCUUUUCGAACAAAGUUCUCCCUAA
Macrosiphum euphorbiae (potato aphid) is the source of this 1842-nucleotide messenger RNA. NCBI's taxonomy places the organism in Eukaryota, Metazoa, Arthropoda, Insecta, Hemiptera, Aphididae. The record is from the annotation of a GenBank genome assembly.